ACACGAGCAGCCCACAUCUGCCCGGCCAGAGGGGCUCUGCGUGCUGGGUUGGGUGACAGUGCUCGGGGCGUGCCGUGAGUCGCCUCUCCUCUAGUGCAGGGCAGGCACCGACGCCUGGCAGGCGCGUUUUCGCUGCCGUGUGGGCCGGCGUCAGCCUCCAUUGAAGCGGCACCAUGACGGAAUUCCUGCGCCGCGGCGCCCCGGGCAUGAAGUCCGUCAAGGACAUGCCGGUGGUCCAGGACGGCCCUCCGCCCGGCGGCUUCCCCGCAAUCCGCUACGCGCGGCGCGUGCCCAGCUCCGGACCCACCGGCCUCACCCUGUUCACAGUGGGUGCGGCGGUGAUGGCCUACGGCUUCUACAAGGUGGGGCAGGGCAACCGCGAGCGCCGCGGCAUCAAGGCGGAGCACUUCGCCAUGCGCGCCUCGCUGGUGCCCUUCCUUCAGGCGGAGGAGGACCGGCGGUGGGUGGUGAAGCACCAGGAAUUCCUGGCCAAGCAGCAGGCGGUGAUGAAGGAUGUGCCCGGCUUUGAGGUGGGCCAGAGCGUGUACAAGACGCGCUGGAUGCCGCCAGCCAAGCCAGUGGGCGCCUGGGAGUGAGGCAUCCGCCUGGGCCGCUGGCCUCCCGGAUACCAUUCUGGACGCAUGGGCCACCUGGCGCCAGCUGGACACAGCUGCUGGGCAUGAUGUGCUGUGCUGCCGCCAGCACCCGCCACCUCCACCUUCUCUCUGCGCUCCCUCGUGCUUUUGCGCUGAUUGUAACAGCUUGUACCCGU
Molecule: messenger RNA, 772 nt
Organism: Chlorella variabilis
Lineage: Eukaryota; Viridiplantae; Chlorophyta; Trebouxiophyceae; Chlorellales; Chlorellaceae
Exons: 6
Coding region: 174-596 (140 amino acids)
Source: RefSeq, a predicted model, not a curated record